UGUCUCGGAGCUAUUGAGUGGCCGAUAGCUUGAACCCGUUGACAUAACCUUGGUCGGCGGUCAGCGCGUCGCGGACCACCGGUGGAUCCCCGGUAUAUAAGCGCCCAGCCACCGGACCCGGCGACACUACACGCAUCGCCAGUUUUGGGGGCCGUGGUGACUACCGCCUCACAAUGAAAAUGUUCGUGGUAAUACUUGCGGUGGCAGGGCUCGCAUCAGCCGAUAUUGGUCUCGGCUACCAUUAUAGCCCGCCCAAAAUACAGACAUCGUAUGGCACCCCAUCAUACAGCAUUUCGAGCGGCAACGGUGGCUUUAACACUGGCUACACAGGUCAGACGUCUGCGUCAAACGUGUACCAAACCUCUGCGGGCUUGCAGAAUGGAUACCCAAGCCAAGUUCAGACCGCAGGUGCUGGAUAUCAAGGCAACGUUUUUCAGUCAGGCACGGGUUACCAAACUGGUACCGGAUAUCAUUCAGGAAGUGGUUACCAGACUGGCUCGGGCUACCAGACUGAUAACACUAGAUAUCAAACUGGCGGAAACUAUGCUGGGGCAGAUUCUACUAGAAACCAGUAUCAAACUAGUGGAUCAUUUGGAACAAGUGGGUCGCUCCAAGGUAUUCAGGGCCUCAAUCAGUACCAAUCGUCAAGCCAAUACCAGACUAACACAGGGAGUUACCAACAAUACCAUAGUCAAGUACAACACCAAGCACCUCAAAUCUUCAAGCACUUUUAUGUUCACGCUGCCCCUGAAGAAACAGAGUUACCCAGACCCCGUCAGCCAGUGGUCCUGCCUGCACCUCAAAAACAUUACAAGAUCAUCUUCAUCAAGACGCCAGCCCCUGCUGUCGGGUCUACACAAUUUGUACCCGUGCAACAACAAAACGAAGAGAAAACUAUUGUAUACGUUCUAGUUAAAAAUCCAGAGGUAGCUGAUGACAUUGUUGUCCCGAAAAUUGAACAGAAGCCACCAUCUAAACCAGAGGUAUUCUUCAUCAAAUAUAAGGGCAAAGAAGACAGCCAGGCUGUAAUCAACAACAUCGUCAAUGAGUAUAACAGUGGGAAAGAGUCUGUCAAUGUCGCGGGUGCGUUCCAUUCUGGCGGUACUCUAGAUUCGAUCGCAGAUGUCAAAUAUGUACCGCAAUCAGUGGUAACUUCUCAAUCGACACAACAAUCUCAGUACGAAACCAGCGGUGGACCUGUAGGUCAAUCAUCAGGAUCCUAUGAGAGUAGCUCAUCAGGUUCCCGAUUUCAAUCCUUUGGAACUAGCUCCGUGGGUUACCCAUCAUCUACUGCGGGUUACCAAGGAUCGACUGCUGCCCCAAUCCAGAUCGGUUCAGGUACCGGAGGGUACGACAGCAGCAGCGGCGCGUUCUCGUCCACGAUAUCCCCUGCGGGCGGCCAGAGCGUGAUCUCUUCCCAACAGGGUAUUCCUCAUGAAACUUAUGGGACACCGAAAUUUAGCAACAAUUAACAAACUAAACAAACCAUUAAACUGAUAUAAAAAAACUUGUGUAUUUCAUUUUUAACUUAAUUUACUAUUUGCAAUGUGUCAUGUGAAGAUUAUCCUAUAAUUUAUUUCUUAUCACACGAAAAUAACAUAUAUGAAGGUAGAUAUUCCUUAUAACGUAUCUUAGACCAUACAGUGUGUUGUAUCGUUCAAAUCGAAUAGGGGUCUAAGUCUAGGGGAAGAAGGUUUCCGUAGCCAAAUGGCAAAAAACGGAACCCUUAUAGAUUCGUCAUGUCCGUCUGUCUGACCGUUUAUGUCACAGACACUUAUUUCCGAAACUAUAAGCACUAUACUGUUCAAACUUGGUAAGUAGAUGUAUAAGAUGUAUUCUAUGAACGGCUUUAAGAUUUUUACACAAUAGAAAAAAAAAACAAUAAAUUUUGGGGGUUCCCCAUACUUAGAACUGAAACUCAAAAAUUUUUUUUUCAUCAAACCCAUACGUGUGGGGUAUCUAUGAAUAGGUCUUCAAAAAUGAUAUUGAGCUUUUUAAUAUCAUUUUUUUCUAAACUGAAUAGUUUGCGCGAGAGACACUUCCAAAGUGGAAAAAUGUGCCCC
Molecule: messenger RNA, 2063 nt
Organism: Cydia pomonella (codling moth)
Lineage: Eukaryota; Metazoa; Arthropoda; Insecta; Lepidoptera; Tortricidae
Exons: 2
Coding region: 174-1472 (432 amino acids)
Source: RefSeq, a predicted model, not a curated record